Rhipicephalus sanguineus (brown dog tick) is the source of this 3133-nucleotide messenger RNA. It is a transcript of the gene PPP4R2r, whose product is annotated as serine/threonine-protein phosphatase 4 regulatory subunit 2. Bases 210 to 1715 code for a protein of 501 amino acids. Gene Ontology annotation, molecular function: protein phosphatase regulator activity. Lineage: Eukaryota; Metazoa; Arthropoda; Arachnida; Ixodida; Ixodidae. The record is from RefSeq and is a predicted model, not a curated record. Gene Ontology annotation, cellular component: nucleus; cytoplasm; protein phosphatase 4 complex. The transcript is spliced from 8 exons. Gene Ontology annotation, biological process: protein dephosphorylation.
GGCGCGCUGCUCCGACUUCUCUUAUCGACACCAGGGGCACUUGCCUCGAAGUGACGUCACGACUGUGGUGCGGCAGCCAUAUUUUUUGUUGUCGUCGAGAGGCACCCAGCUGCCGGCGGUGUGUAUGUGUGCGCGUGCAUGUGCGUGUGUUUCCCCGUGAACCUGGAAGCUUGCACUGUUAGGCGAAACAGGGACCGAUCCGCUGCAAGAUGAACUGCAGCAAAGAGGCACUGUUAGACGAGCUCACCGAUUUCGCGAGCCAAAAGCCCGCUGAAAUUCCAUCGGUCCUCGACGAAUACCUGUGCCACAUCGCGAAGACUGGCGACACUCUGUUCUCGUGGCACAAGCUGAAGCCGCUGCUAUGUCGAAAGCUGGAGCUCGUCAUGAACGAAUUCCACAAGGUUUCGCCGACAGACGACUUACCCGCCUUACCUAACGUGGAGGCGUUCAAGUACGAGGAAAUGAAGGAAAAAGUAUUGGAGGCUGUCAAUUGCUUCAACAGUGCGCCAUUCACCAUCCAGCGGUUGUGCGAGCUUGUGGUUGACCCUAGGAAGCACUACAAGCGCACGGACAAGUUUAUGCGAGGCCUUGAGAAGAACGUCCUGGUUGUGAGCACCAUUGAACCAAGGUCUCUUGUUGCACUGCAGCAAGCUAACGCCGCCGCAAUGCCCAUGGUCAACGGUAUUCCCGGAGCGGAAGAUGGCGGAAUCAACGGCCAUUUCGCCGACACCACAGAGGACUCACUUAAUCGCCUCGACGGUGAAAAUGGUCAUUGUGAGGAUGAGGGCAUCUGUGCCGACGACCCAGGUACCAACGUCGAGGUCCCUUCUUCCGCUGCUGAUGACGCAAGCUUGGGUGAAGCGCCUCAGCCGGUCACAGAAGAAGUUGUCGAAGAGCAAGAAGUUGAGGCAUCGGCUGUUACUGAGCAGACCACCACGGAGUUGUCGUCCAAGUGCGAAAAGGAAGAAGAGGCCGAACCUUCAGCGCCAGGGGAACAGGAGGCCGAAAUUGAGAAAGAAGAGCAGCCGCCAGCUGUGGAAGAAGCUGCGGAAGAAGUUGCAGCGGAAACACCGACAGAAAGCAGCGAGUGCGUGCCGCCCUCAAACGACGAGGAAAGUGUGACACAAGCGGAAGAAAAACCUGAGAAGGAAACUCCCGCAGAAGAAAGUGUCGUUGACAAAGACGUGACUGAGGAGGUUGCCGAAGCGUCGAGUGAAAGUGGUGCGGAAGACGUAUCUGGCACUCUGGAGGAGCCAUCAUCUGAACCCGCAGCAGAAGAGCCAUCCGUGCCAGCAGAGGAGCACUCUGAAGCCGACGCUUUGCCGCUUGACGCUUCCGAGCCAAAACCAACAGAAACUUCAAAUGAAGCUGAGGAAGCCUCGGUGGAAGCGGACUGCUGCGAUUCGAGCAUUUCCGAAAUGCCGGAAAAUGAAGAACUGAAGGAGCCCCCGCGGAAGAAGUUUCACCCUGAACCCGAAACACGCACCGAAGACCAAGAAAUAGAAGAGCAGGAACAGCCAUCUUCAACGUCGGUGUCAAUGGAUGAUACCGUUGAGGAGGAAGCUAUGGAAAGUUCAAAGCUCGAUGGGUCACCAGUGGAAGACGGCCAGGCGGAGGCCAUGGACACGACGGCCGACAGUUCUGCCCAGAAGGACUCUCCAAUCGAGGAGGAGCUGGCCGCAAGUCCCGACGAGUCCGCUAUGGAUCAGGACUGAACCUGCUGUUGACAGUGCCGGCUACUGUGCUUACCCCACCCCUAUCUCACUGUGUACUUCAGCCAUUGCUCCACCCCCUCCCAACAAUUCAAAGACGUGAAUUGAUCUCGAUUUUUCAUAGAACUUCAAGAAAAGAAAAGAUGUUGUGCAUGAUCGUUUUUUUCUGUCCUUAUUCUUUUUGGUCCUGCUUCACAACAAGAUUUCUCACUUCUUUCAUCCAGAAAUGAGCAACAAAGCCUUGUGCAGCUAAGUUUGUAACUAAAACAGCAUUAACUGUGAAAAAACAUCGACACCAGAGGCACAGGGGUGGUCAAAAGUUUGCAGGCCACUCUGCCAUAGGAUUACAUGGGAUGGCGGCCUGUGAACUUUUGACCACCCAUAUGCUUUGCAAAUGGUACCAAAUCCAUUGGCAGUAGUCUCUAGCCAGUAUUGUUGUGUGGUAUUUGUCCCCACUCAAUAUUCUAAAGUCAUAUUUAACUGUCCUGCAGGAAUGCACUUGAACAACUUCACUACCUUGUAAAACGCGCAGGUAAUGUGUCAGCAGCAUGUAUGUGUGGUAAGGUUUGCAAAGAUGGCAGGGUUGCACCAAUACAUCCUUUCGUCAAAAUGUCAACGACAAAGGAUAUUGGCAACUAUGCAUUAGGUAAACGCACAUUAACGCGCUUCGUGUAAAUUUCGAUUGCCAUCACCCCACUUUGGGUGGCACAAUGGUCGGAGUUAUUGUCCGCACCCACGUGUGAUUGUGCGUCAAUCAAUUGAUGGCUUUAAUGCUGCAAUAAGUUAAUUUGAACACUGGCAGUGACCCCCAAAUGCAUUUCAAACAAUUGCCGCAUCACAUAAGGCAGUUCAAAGUAUAACCAUGCUUCCCUAAAGUCUUGAAAUUUGUUCGGACUCCAAGCUAUUACAAGCUCCGGACUCGAAGCACAACUAUGGGCAGUCCAACGGGCCCGCGACGCAGCAGAGAGACUUGGUCUUUCUGUUCCGACGUGGGAGCGGCCCGCAACGUGCUAGGGCGCGUUCCGAGGGACCGAAAUAAAGUUUAUUCAUCCAUCCAUCCAUCCAAGAGGGUAUGAAAGUUGUCGUGCCACGUGUAUCCGAAGGUCUGCUUUAUGUGUGGCCUCUUACUUGUUUUGCUGUUGCCCGGUGUAUGUAGAUUAACGUCGAGAUUCAUCAGGUCAGAAAGUUUGCUUCUGUUAUGCAGCAUGUCUGGCUGCUAUGGCUGCUACUUUGUCGAUUCUGUCCAGCUUAAGUUAUCGCCUGUACUUCCGUUUCUGGGGGAUUAAAAAAAAAAUGUGCAUAUUUGUUGUAACAGGCGCUGUGUAGAGUACUUGUUUCAUUAGCACAAGGCAGCAGUGCAUUGGGACUGCAUCUGCUCACGAGUGUAUGCAACGAGCAGCUCAUCUUCAUUUUCAAAUAAA